CAGUGAGUAACCUGAUUUUCAUUCUACCUCCCAUCUAUGGUGCGAUUCAGACCUAUAAAGAUGGCCUUGAAAAACGGUAUUUAGCUGCAUAUUUAUGUCUUACAGCUGUGGGAUUGGGAUCUUGGUGCUUCCACAUGACCUUGAAGUAUGAAAUGCAGCUGUUGGAUGAACUGCCAAUGAUAUACAGUUGUUGUGUGUUUGUCUACUGCCUGUAUGAAUGUUUCAAGUACAAGAACACAGUCAAUUAUCCGCUGCUUUUCUUGUUAAUAACAUACAGCUUCGUAGUCAGCAUAAUUUACUUAAAUUUGAAAGAGCCUGUAUUCCAUCAGGUCAUGUAUGGAACACUAGUCUCCAUUAUAGUUCUACGAUCUGUUUAUAUAGUAUUAUGGGUAUACCCAUGGCUUAGAGGUCUAGGCUAUACAUCUUUAACUGUAUUUUUAAUGGGAUUUUUUCUCUGGAAUGUGGACAACAUUUUCUGUGAUAAAUUGAGAGCACUACGAGAGAAGAUGCCUCCUGUUGUGGGAGCUGUGACGCAGUUUCAUGCAUGGUGGCAUAUUCUCACAGGCCUGGGCUCUUACCUUCAUAUCCUGCUAAGCUUAUACACAAGGACACUUUUCUUGAAGCACAGGCCAAAGGUGAAGUUCAUUUUUGGAAUAUGGCCUGUUCUUCUUGUGGAGCCGCCCAAGAAGCUUUGACUGAGACUGAGGCCGUCGCAUGUGAUCCCCUUGCCUGGCUGAAUAAAGCAAUUCAAGAGUUACUGUGGCUGAAGUGUCAAAAUUUCGGAUCAAUUCCAGUUCCAUAGCUAUAAAAGGACUUCUCUGCGUUACGACGCCAGCCGGCCGGAGCAGAGCAAAGAGUUGGCACACUAGGGAAACGUUUAGUACAGCUUUAUUCUAAGUUGUUAAAACAAAGAUUAAGACACAAUAUUUUUAUGUAUAUAUUGUAUAGCUGAUGAUACUGAGCUAAUAUUUCGUGCUGGUCACAGAAAACUAACCGUUUUUGGAGUGGAUUGCGUAUGUUUUUCAUUCAGUUGUUGUUCUUUCUGUGGUUUAAACUAAUAUUAGUAACUGAAUGACAAAACCAGGCUAUUGGCGGCCAAGCUAAGCAUUUGUGUGGCCUAUAGUGAACUGAAUGCUUAACCUGAACUACUUUAAUCUUGCACUUUUAUACAAUUAAUGAAGUAUGUAAUGACUGAUUUAGGGCUUUGUUCUAUCCUGCUUUUCCACAGCCUCCUUUGCAAUUUAUAUUUUAAGCAAAACGGUUGGGAUACCUGUGCCACUUAGUUAAUUUUGUACCAAGCUUCCAUUUUCUCUUUAGUCCAACUGAGGUACAUCAUGGAGGAUGUUCCAGGGUGUGACCAGCAGAAGACACUUAAAAUGGGUGAAGUAUUCUAGGGUUCUUGUUUGUGUGUGGAAACUGAGUUCCUAAUUAAUUUGACCAGUGAUCCAUCAGGAGACUGCAAGGUGACUGUAUAAACACAAGAAACACUUUUUUAUUAUUAUUAUUUAUAAUUAUUAUUUUACAUGGCUCUUUUCUAUUGCUGCUUUUCACUGCCCACAUCCUGUUCAUACUACAGAUUGACAAACACCUUAGGUGUCUGCUAGUUCAGCUUUGAAUUCACAUCUUUCCUUUAUUUUACAAGUCUUAAGUGUUGUUCUGACUUUCAGAAGCAUCUUCUUAUUCAGAAAUAUCGAAGAAAGAGUAAAGAACAAGAUUGAUGUUGAGGAU
This is a messenger RNA of Tauraco erythrolophus (red-crested turaco), 1728 nucleotides long. The record is from RefSeq and is a predicted model, not a curated record. Lineage: Eukaryota; Metazoa; Chordata; Aves; Musophagiformes; Musophagidae.